This is a messenger RNA of Lycium ferocissimum, 2000 nucleotides long. RefSeq lists its product as uncharacterized. Bases 132 to 1637 code for a protein of 501 amino acids. The transcript is spliced from 13 exons. The record is from RefSeq and is a predicted model, not a curated record. Lineage: Eukaryota; Viridiplantae; Streptophyta; Magnoliopsida; Solanales; Solanaceae. Gene Ontology annotation, cellular component: chloroplast envelope.
AAUUAUCCCUAGUUAUAUUUCACGCCAAUCCAACCAGUGGCUUCUUCUUCACCAAGCAAAAAUUCCAAAUUCAAACUGAAAAACCUCCAUGGGAACAUCUUGAUUAGGAAGAAGAAGAAAUUGUAUAGUCAAUGGCAGCCAUUUCAACAUGCUUCUUCUUCACAGUGAGACCCACCAACACUCAAUCCAUUGUAUUCUCUCGAAAAUCGUUUGUCCUAAAACCUUCACGAAUACACUCUCAGGGUUUGAGGUAUAGGAGUAAGAGGAGGAGUUCAGUUAAUUUUGUUAGGGCGAGUGGUCUUGUGGAGAGCGAUAACGUGCCUUCUGAUGUAAGGAAGAGGGCUAUGGAAGCUGUUGAUGCAUUGGGGAAAAGGGUUACAGUUGGAGAUGUUGCCAGUAAAGCUGGCCUUCAGUUGACUCAAGCUCAGAAAGCUUUGCAAGCUCUUGCUUCUGAUACUAAUGGCUUCUUGGAGGUAUCAGAUGAGGGUGAUGUCCUUUAUGUAUUUCCUAAGGAUUAUCGUUCAAAUCUCACGGCUAAAUCAUUUAGGAUGAAGAUUGAGCCUUUGCUGGAGAAAGCAAAGCUUGCAGGUGAAUACUUAGUGAGGGUUUCCUUUGGUACAGCACUAAUUGCUUCGAUUGUCAUUGUCUAUACAACCAUAAUUGCUAUCCUCUCUAGUAGAAGUGAAGAAGACAAUCGGGGAAGACGAGGCAGAUCUUAUGACAGCGGUUUCUCGUUUUACUUAAGUCCAACUGAUUUAUUCUGGUACUGGGAUCCAUACUACUAUAGGAGACGACGAGUUCGCGAAGAAAGUGGUGGGAUGAACUUCAUUGAAUCUGUUUUCUCCUUUGUAUUUGGUGAUGGUGAUCCAAAUCAAGAGAUUGAAGAGGAGAGGUGGAAGUUGAUAGGGAAAUAUAUAUCAUCAAAUGGUGGCGUUGUUGCUGCUGAAGAACUUGCUCCCUUUCUUGAUGUGGAGACUCCUAACAAAACGGAUGAUGAGUCAUACAUCCUUCCGGUGCUUUUACGGUUUGAUGGUCAGCCAGAAGUAGAUGAGGAAGGAAAUAUCCUGUACCGAUUUCCAUCACUUCAGCGUACGGCUGCUCCACAAAGGAGUGUAAGGAAGGAGUAUGUAGGGAAAAGAUGGACUGACUGGGUUGGACAGGUUGAAAGAUUUCUUCAAGAAAAGAAGUUGCAAUUUAGCAAAACAAGCUCAUCGGAAAGGGCAUUGGUCAUUGGAUUGGGUGGGCUCAAUCUGUUUGGCGUCAUUGUUCUUGGUACCAUGUUGAAGAACAUGACAGUCAGUCCGAGUAACUUCAUCUCAUUUGUGUCCGAGAUAUUUCCGUUACUUCAGAUUUAUGCUGGCUCAUUUUUCACCAUUCCAUUGAUCCGAUGGUUUCUUGUUCGCAAGAGAAAUGGUGAAAUUGAAAGAAGAAAUCGAGCAAGGGAACAAUAUGCCCGAGCACUUGAACGACCCAAUGUCUCACUGCGGCGGAAGCUUCUGAGUGCCCGGGAUAUGGCACAGAGAACUUUUAUUGGCCAGGAACGAAUUGUUUACAGUACAGACAAGGACUUAUAUGAGCAAGAUUAUGAUGCACAACAGUGGGAGCAGAGAUUCCGAGAAAUUGAGAAGUCCGAAUAGAUGGUGUUACUUAAAGAUUAUUUUGUUUUGUAAAUUCUCGAGUUCCAUACGCACAAAGACUCAGGAUAAAUUAUUCCUUUCAUUGCCUCCAGCCAUGACAUGAGGCAGGCAAAGCUGCAAAUCCACCAACUGUUAGCCGUUUUGUAUACUCAAUUUGCUGAGAAGAAUCGGAGCAUGCCAAACAGUAGAUUUUGAUGUAAUCAACAACAUUUAGGCUUGAGAACUACAACAUUCAAUGAGUAGUUCAUUAAGAAUGUAGAAGUUGUGUAAUUGGUACGACACUUGAUAACGACACUUGAUCUGCUGCAAAUGGCAGGCUUUCACUAUAAAAUUAGCCUCAAUAUGACACAUUUAGUUCAUUAA